CUUAGCACUCUUUCCCUUUUAUCUCUUACGUAGCACGCUUCCCCAUAAUUCCAGAAAAUUUACUAUACAUAUAUAUAUAUAACUGUAUAUUGGGAGCUCGAAAGCUGCUGCAUUUCAUUGUAGGUGCUUGAGAUUGAUGAUGGAGACGAAUUUGGAGGAAGCUGAGGAAAAAGUUCCAAAAGCUGAGCUUGUUUACGAUAGAGAGGUGGAAAAAUGUCGAUGUGGUGAAUUAGAAGCGAGGAGCAAGAAAGCCGAAGCACGGUGUCUGGAGCUUGAAUUGGAGAUUCGAAAGAGGAAGAGCGGGUAUGAAGCUCUUGAGACUAAAGUUAGGACAUUGGAAGUCGCUAAGCUUGCACUUGAGGAUGAAAUCAAGAUCUUGAAGUGCCCAAAUAAUGAAGUUAGUGAUCGAAUAAGCCAUAUCGGUGAUGAAAGGGUUGUUGGUUAUGGAGAGAAAGGGUUGAUUGAGGGAGCUGUUAAUCUGACCGAGGAGAGUGAUGAGGAAGACAAGGUUUUUCAGCUGAUGGCUGAGAAUAAGGUUUUGGAAUGCGAGAAAAGUACGGCAGAGAACGAGGCUGAGGUCUGGAAGCGAAAGUUCAAGGAAUUAGAAUCAUUGACAUCACAGCUGCAAAAGAGCUUGGUUUUGAAAACCGUAGAGCAGCCGUUCGAUACGAACAACCCUGAUGUGAACAAAACAAAUGGUGGAUCCACCUCAAACGACAUGUCGGUAAUAGUUGGAGCACCGAGUAUAGUGGAUUCUGUACCUGCUCUGAUUUCUCCUGGUAAAGGCACUGGAAAUCUGCAACCAGCUGGGACGCCUUCUAAUGGCACACCUUAUAAGGGUGAUUACAGGACACGGAGUAGUAAACGAGUUAAAAGACCGUUGUCGUUUCAAGGGGAAAGAAGCCCCAAUAAACAGAUGGCUCCUUCCACUCCAGCAGGUGUUAAACUUGCUUCGGUUGGCAUUAUCGAUAUUCAUGAUAGUGAUGAUGAACCUGCUGUGGAUAGUAACCUUUUAAGUAAGCACGAAUUAGAAGGAACUGUGGAUUGUGAAAAUGGAACUGGGGCUAUCGUCGAAUGGAACCAAGAAGAAAAAGAGGGUAGUUAUGUGGAUAAUGUUUCGUUUGUUUCAGUUCACAAAAGAAAACGAGCCUUUAAUAUUGUUACUAGUGACUCGGAGAGUGAUAAAGACAAUGUUCCAAUUGGGGAGCUCAGGAGGAUGCUAUGCAAGGAAGUGGUUCCUGCUGUUACUACCCCUGAAAUUGACAAAGGCAGAGGCACUUUCACUACUCGAAAGCGGAGACUAGUAUUAUGCAGUCUAUCUGAAGGAAAAGAGAAAAAUUGCUCAUCAAGAAACAAUAGUGGAAGUAGAUUCAUCGAAGGAACCCCUACAACUAAGGAUGUUGAAGAUGAUGACUCAGAUGGGAUCGGGCCAGAAAGUAAUAGUGAAAGUCAUAGUCUGAAUGGUUUCAUUGUUAAGGACUCUAACACUACGGAUUGUGACGAUAGUUGUAGCGAAUUACAAGAUGGUUCUGAUCGUGACAAUGCUUGUAGUGGACAGGAAGAUGUUUCUGGUGGCUGUGGGGCAUGUAGUGACUCGAAAGAUGCUUCAGAUGAUGAAGUGGACUUUGAUGUGAUUCUCUCUCAAAUUAGAAGGAACAAGGAUCAUAAAUCAGAUUGGAAAUUUGAGGGAGAGCUACUUGCAGCCUUUGGCAAGGAUCCGGAACUUUGCAUGAAGGCUGUAUGUGCUCUCUACAGGCAGCAAACAUCGGGGGAGAAGCUUUCCAAGGCAACAUUAUGCCAAAAUCAGAGAGGUUUUAGUAAAUUCGAUGCUUACAGGGGCUGUACUUUGGCAGAGUUUCUAACUGAUGGUGACCCGAAAGGUGAUGUAAAGAAAUCUGUGGAGGAGUUGGAAGCAUAUGAUCCGAAUGGAGUCGAGCUGUGCAGAAAUCUCGCAACCCGAUACUCUAAGCAACUGUUUGGGAUCUACAAAAGCAAAGAGGACCCAUAUUUUCUUCAUCCUUAAUCUUCCCUGCAACUGAUCAAUUCAAAGAAAGCACGUGCUCUAGUGCUGGGGAAACGAAACUCCGUUCUCUUCUCUGUAUGAAUCCGCUAUCUUCAAGUGUUACGUGAACAUAUGUAAUCUGCAUAAAAACGUAACAUGUGUGGAACUGCCCUACAGCAAUAUCAUAGUAUUUAUUGUAAGGGAAAAGUUGCACUGAAAAGAUAGAAGCUUAGAGGCUCCUUAGGAUGUUAACUCUGCUUCAGUGCGUUGAAGGC
Molecule: messenger RNA, 2277 nt
Organism: Hibiscus syriacus
Lineage: Eukaryota; Viridiplantae; Streptophyta; Magnoliopsida; Malvales; Malvaceae
Exons: 4
Coding region: 137-2023 (628 amino acids)
Source: RefSeq, a predicted model, not a curated record